Molecule: messenger RNA, 3171 nt
Organism: Microtus ochrogaster (prairie vole)
Lineage: Eukaryota; Metazoa; Chordata; Mammalia; Rodentia; Cricetidae
Gene: Mb21d2
Product: Mab-21 domain containing 2
Exons: 2
Coding region: 359-1621 (420 amino acids)
Source: RefSeq, a predicted model, not a curated record
CACCAGGCACGACCAGCGGGAAUACGACGACCAGAGAGCGCUGGAGAUCCACACUGCCAAGGAUUUCAUCUUUUCCAUGCUGGGUAAGGAGAGGGAUGAGGCUGGCGGGGGGGUGGGGAGGAGAGGUGUGUGACUGUGCGUGUGUGCGCGCGGGUGUGAUGGAGCGGGUGGGAGCCCUGGUCCCCGCUCCGGCGCUUGCCCGGGGUGUCACCCCUGGCUCCGCGAGCUUCUCUUUCCUUUCCACCGCCAGCCCAGCCGCCCCCCUCCGUUCCUGCCUGCGCUCAGCGCGGGGUGUCCCUCUCCUUCUCGAUUGUCCUCUCUUUUGUUGAUUCCUCGACCGCUGGGCCGCCAGGCAGGAAUGGUGCAAAAGCUAGAUCAGAAACUUCCGGUGGCUAACGAGUACCUGUUGCUCUCCGGAGGAGUCCGAGAAGGUGUGGUGGACCUGGACCUGGAUGAGCUGAAUGUCUAUGCCCGGGGCACUGACUACGACAUGGACUUUACCCUCCUGGUGCCAGCCCUUAAGCUGCAUGACCGCAAUCAGCCUGUGACCCUUGAUAUGCGCCACUCAGCCUUGUGCCACUCCUGGCUGAGCCUCCGGCUCUUUGACGAGGGGACGAUCAGUAAGUGGAAAGAUUGCUGCACAAUCGCCGAUCACAUCAACGGUGCCACCAACUACUUCUUCUCUCCCACCAAAGUGGCUGACUGGUUCUAUGACUCCAUCAGCAUUGUCCUCUCAGAGAUACAGAAGAAACCCCAGCGAGGGAUGCCAAAGGUGGAGAAGGUGGAAAAAAACGGGACCAUCAUCUCCAUCAUCCUGGGCGUGGGGAGCAGUCGCAUGUUGUACGACAUCGUCCCCGUGGUGUCCUUCAAAGGCUGGCCCGCGGUGGCCCAGAGCUGGCUUAUGGAGAACCACUUCUGGGAUGGGAAGAUUACUGAGGAAGAGGUCAUCAGUGGCUUUUACUUGGUGCCAGCUUGCUCCUACAAGGGUAAGAAGGACAAUGAGUGGCGACUGUCCUUUGCCAGGAGCGAGGUGCAGCUGAAGAAGUGCAUCUCGGGUAGUCUCAUGCAAGCCUACCAGGCCUGCAAAGCCAUCAUCAUCAAACUCCUGUCAAGGCCCAAGGCUAUCAGCCCCUAUCACCUGCGGAGCAUGAUGCUCUGGGCCUGUGACCGACUCCCAGCCAGCUACCUGGCUCAGGAAGACUAUGCAGCCCACUUUCUGCUGGGUCUCAUUGACGACCUGCAGCACUGUCUGGUCAACAAGAUGUGCCCUAAUUAUUUCAUCCCUCAAUGCAACAUGCUGGAGCACCUGUCGGAGGAGACGGUCAUGCUCCACGCCCGGAAGCUGUCCUCCGUGCGCUCCGAUCCCGCCGAGCAUCUGCGUACCGCCAUCGAGCACGUGAAGGCAGCCAACCGGCUGACCCUGAAGCUGCAGCGGCGGGGCAGCACCACCAGCAUCCCCUCCCCUCAGUCGGAUGGAGGGGACCCCAAUCAGCCUGAUGACCGCCUGGCCAAAAAACUGCAGCAGCUAGUGACUGAGAAUCCGGGGAAGUCCAUCUCGGUCUUUAUUAACCCCGAUGAUGUCACGCGGCCCCAUUUCAGAAUCGACGAUAAAUUUUUCUGAGUGACUUGACCUUUUUUUCUUCUUCCUCUUGGUUCUAAGACUUCCGUAACGUGUAGCGUGGUUUGUGAUACUGUCAUUCUGUUUUUACAUAUCCAGCUUACAUUGGAUUUGUUAAGGACACGUUUUUAAGUUUCCUGGUUCUGCAGGCUGGUGCAGGCUCUGAAACAGUAUUAUUACUAUUUCAUAUUCUGCCUGAUUUUUGCUGUUUUUUUUCUAGUUAUUGUCACAUGGUUUUUGUUGUUGUUGUUGUUUUUUAUGAUGUCAUUUUUAAGGAGAACUUGAGCCAUAUAGACGACACUGCCCAUGAAUCCUCGUUCUUGCUUUCUGCCUCACACUCGGUGUGGAUCUGUUGGCAGAUUUGAGGGAACACAUUUCCUUUUUGCAUAUUCGAACCCUUUCUCCGCUUUUGUUCUCUUUUUGACCUUGUUCUUCUCCUGAGUUUUCACUGAGAUGGGUACCUGCGAGUCCUAAGAACCUGGAGGCCCUGUGCAUGCUGGCUGCAUUUCUUUCUUUGAUCAGAAGGGUUUCCCGUUUCUAUCGGAUCGGAAACUUUCAAGAGAGAAUGAUGCACAUUGCGUUUCCGAGCAACCUCAUUGAAUGUAAUUUUCCUCGAAUCAGCAAACAUUGGAUGGUUUGGAGGGAGGAUUUGAUAGCUUUCCAAACAGAAUUAAGGUUUCCAAAUGUUAGUUUUAGUGUUUGUAAUUAUUUGAAGCCUUAUUUAAAUCCUAUUAAGGAGCACACCAUUCUAAUUGUUAUUUGCACUAAUGAAGUCUUUGUCAUUGUCAUAGCUGCAGUGUGUGUUUCGGUGUACAUUAACAUCCUUUCCGGAAACGUCUUCGCUUUUCAUUUCGUCCAGUUCUGGGUCGAUAGAACGAGUCUCUGCGUUUGUCUAGUUCUCCUUUAAUUGUGGGUCCCGUUUUACCCUCCUUGGUAGAUCUGGUUCCUGCCUUACCGAGGGAAGUUUUUGAUGCUUUAUACCUGUUCACUGACUAGCUAGAACUUGGGAAGAUAAUACUUGACAAAGUGGGUGUCUUUGUAUUUAUUUCUUUGGGGGUUCUAGAGAUUUUUCUCUUCCCCUCUCCUUUUUAAAAGUCUCUUUUAUUUCUCCUGAGACCUUGCUGGAAACUGACAGGCAGAAUUAUCCCCGAAUUGAAGAUACCAUGCCUGUUCAAAGCAGGUUUCCCUGUAGAGCAGGAACCAGGAAAUACCUAAAUGGCUGUGUUGGAAUAAAGGAGUCCUAUUUUCUGACUGAAACGAUUUACCAGAUUUAGGUGCUGUGGGGCAUUGGCCUCUGUUUUCAUGUGACCCGAAGGCAGACGGUGCCUGAGUCAUUAAUGGGCCUGCUGAUCGAGGUGGCCCAUGAUGUCUGCUAUCGGAAAAGUCAAGCAACACGGUGGCUUUUGGUCUUGAACGUCCAGACUCACAGGUUGGAUUUUGGCUAGUUGAAAUCAGACAUAUGUGGUCUUGGAGUUUUGCAUGGGAAUUAAUGUAAUAUGCUUAUAAAUCAACAAUCUCAAGUCAAACACAAAAAUAAAAAAGAAACUCCUGGC